CCUUUUUUUUUAUCCUUUUAGAAGAAGAAGAAAGAAAAAAAAAACUCCCAUUAUGAGUGGACAAAAGAAGGCUAUUGUAUUUUUAUGUGAAGGCACAGAAGAAAUGGAAUUUACCAUUUCAGUUGAUGUCUUGAGACGCGCCAAAGUUGAAGUGACAGUUGUUGGUGUUCAACUUUCAAAUGAUUUUGCAGUUUGUAGUCGUGGAGUUAAGAUUAUACCUGAUGUUAAAUUCGAAGAAACUACAUUUGAUGCUGAUAAUUAUGACGCCCUUAUUGUCCCUGGUGGUGCAGGAAGUGCAAAGACAUUAACAGCUCAUGAAGAUGUUCAAAAGUUAAUUAUGAACUUUUAUAAUAAAAAGAAAAUUGUUGCUUUUGUUUGUGCCGGUACUCUUGUUGCAAAAGCUGCUAGUAUUCCUCAUAAACAUACUGUUACAUCUUAUCCUGGCGGUGUAAAAGAACAACUAGUGAAUGUUUAUAAUUAUUCCGAGGAUCGUGUUGUAGUUGAUGAUAAUGUCAUCACAAGUCGUGGUCCUGGUACUUCAUUCUUAUUUGCUUUAACCAUUGUUGAACAGUUAGUUAAUGUUGAGACUGCUAAUACCCUUAGAGAGGAAAUGGUAACUUACAAGAUUUUGUAAAGUAAAAAAGAGGAGUUUACAGUCUUUUUUUUUUUUUUGUUAUUU
Messenger RNA from Cokeromyces recurvatus, 679 nucleotides. Its product is annotated as class I glutamine amidotransferase-like protein. The coding region runs from base 53 to 634 and encodes 193 amino acids. Gene Ontology annotation, molecular function: protein deglycase activity. Gene Ontology annotation, cellular component: nucleus; cytosol. Gene Ontology annotation, biological process: protein deglycation, glyoxal removal; guanine deglycation, glyoxal removal. NCBI's taxonomy places the organism in Eukaryota, Fungi, Mucoromycota, Mucoromycetes, Mucorales, Mucoraceae. The record is from RefSeq and is a predicted model, not a curated record. The transcript is spliced from 5 exons.